AUUGCUGGAUUUUGAAAACACUAGUGAUUUUUAAUUGAUUGGAUCCAAGUCAAGACUAGCAACUUCUGGUUAGGGAAAUGAAAUUUAUAUUUUAUUACCUGGAAUCAUCUACAAGAAAUUAAAAACUUACACCAGCUGCUUCCCUGCGCUACUUCAAUAAGUGCAGAUCCAAUAUGUCCUCUCGCUGCUCGCUUCUACCAUCAGUCCUAAAAAUGUCAAAACGCAAUUCCAUUGCCAAUCUCUCUCUGCCCUUUAUCUUUACAUUUCUGGAACUGUUGCUUGGAGUGGUUGAUUCAAGGACCUGCCCUGGAGACAUUCGAGUGCUCAAGGAUCUAAAGAAUGGGCUGGACUCCAAGUCCGUAGCUCCUGGAUCUUGCCUAAGCUCUUGGGACUUCUCAUUCGACCCAUGCGAUCACAUCUUCAGCGACAAAUUCACAUGCGGUCUAAGGUGCGACCGUGUUGUCUCCGGCUCAUUUCGAGUCACCGAGAUCACCUUCGACCCCGUGGGUUACUCUGGUUCGCUUUCUUCUGUCUCUUGGGACCUCCCUUACUUACAAACCCUUGAUAUAUCUGACAAUGCAUUCUCUGGCUCAGUCCCUGACUCUCUGGCCAAGCUCACUCGCCUUCGUCGGCUGAGUCUCUCCAAGAACUCUCUCUCCGGCAAGUUACCUGUCUCGCUUGGGUCUCUCUCCCACCUCGAAGAGCUCUAUCUUGAUGGCAAUCAUCUCCAAGGACCUCUACCAUCAAGCUUCAAUUCUCUUGUAAACUUAAAAAGACUCGAAAUCCAAGAAAACAAUUUCUCCGGUGAGUUUCCUGAUCUGCGCUCCCUAAAAGACUUGUACAUUCUCGAUGCUAGCGAUAACCAAUUCUCUGAGCAAGUUCCUUCCGCAUUGCCAAUGUCUCUUGUCGAGCUGUCGAUGCGAAACAACGACUUAAAAGGAAAUCUACCCGAUAAUGUGGGCGAUUUGGAGUAUUUACAGGUUUUAGAUCUCAGCCACAACCAAUUAUCUGGGCCUAUAUUAUCAGUUUUGUUUGACCACCCAUCUCUUCAACAACUUACUCUCUCCUACAACAACUUCACAUUCUUGCAAACGCCAGGAACAAUGGGUUUCACAAGUAAACUAAUAGCUCUCGAUUUAAGCAAUAAUGAUCUUCGAGGUCUCUUGCCAGCUUUCCUUGGUUCGAUGCCAAAGUUGUCUGCUUUAAGUUUAGAGCACAACAUGUUUACAGGAAUGAUACCUACCCAGUAUGCUCUGAAAGCGGCUGUUCCCAGGGCUCAUACGUCGUCGUUUGAGAGGCUGUUAUUGGGGGGGAACUACUUGUUCGGUCCUAUCCCGAGUCCACUGAUGGGUCUAAAGCCGGGUUCAGCUAAUGUUAGCCUGGUGGAUAAUUGUUUAUACAGGUGCCCUGACACCUUUUUCUUUUGCCAAGGUGGAGAUCAGAAAUCGUUAGUAGUUUGUAAGAGCUUCGGCCCUUCAAUUCCUUAAAUAACAUAAACCCAAACCAGAUUUGUAAUGUAUCAUAUGAUAAUUUCUCUUUU
Messenger RNA from Hevea brasiliensis (rubber tree), 1540 nucleotides. Its product is annotated as probable inactive leucine-rich repeat receptor kinase XIAO. The record is from RefSeq and is a predicted model, not a curated record. Gene Ontology annotation, molecular function: protein binding. The coding region runs from base 174 to 1487 and encodes 437 amino acids. NCBI's taxonomy places the organism in Eukaryota, Viridiplantae, Streptophyta, Magnoliopsida, Malpighiales, Euphorbiaceae. The transcript has a single exon.